Messenger RNA from Solea senegalensis (Senegalese sole), 851 nucleotides. It is a transcript of the gene snapin, whose product is annotated as SNAP associated protein. Gene Ontology annotation, biological process: endosome to lysosome transport; regulation of synaptic vesicle exocytosis; lysosome organization. Gene Ontology annotation, molecular function: SNARE binding. The coding region runs from base 21 to 410 and encodes 129 amino acids. NCBI's taxonomy places the organism in Eukaryota, Metazoa, Chordata, Actinopteri, Pleuronectiformes, Soleidae. The transcript has 4 exons. The record is from RefSeq and is a predicted model, not a curated record. Gene Ontology annotation, cellular component: BORC complex; BLOC-1 complex; synaptic vesicle.
ACUAUUAUUGCUAUGCUAAAAUGGCUGCAACUGCAGUAGUCGAUGCUUCUACGGGCAAAGAUGUUAUUGCCGAGGGGCUGCUCGACCUUCUGAAACCCGCUAUCCAGCAGCUUGACCUUCACGUACACUCAGUCAGAGAAAGCCAGGUGGAACUAAGAGAACAUAUAGACAACCUGGCGACAGAGUUAUGCAGGAUAAAUGAACAUCAGAAGGUGGCUCUCGACCUGGAUCCUUACGUGAAGAAGCUGCUGAAUGCAAGACGGAGGGUAGUGCUAGUGAACAACAUACUGCAGAAUGCUCAGGAGCGCCUGAGGCGACUCAACCAUAAUGUGGCCAAAGAGACGGCGCGAAGAAAGACCAUGCUGGAGGCUUCAGGAGUGUUCACAACUCGCUCCCCCAGUAAACCAUAACUCUGCUCCUUCUGCUCUGCACGGCAUAUACUGUGAACUGUCUCGACUAGAAGUGACGGGUCACUUCAGGGAACUGUAACAUUAAGAUGACAGGUCUUCCUUUUACAUUCAAUCACAAGCUCAUGUUCUGCUCCGCUUUGCCUGGCGUCAUCACAAUAAAAUUGUGGGCCACGAUUUGCUCGGCAUAUACGAUAUUGUUCAAUUCCCUGUCGGCAAAACAGAUUCAGCCUCACAGUGUUGUUGCUGACAUACUCAUACUACAUAAAUGUCUUAUGCAACACGGUAUUUGUUGUCAUUGUAUAAUAGUGAUUGCUAUAUUAAGAAAGUGCAUAAACUCUACUUACCUGUCACUUAAUGUUUUUGUGCAAAAAAACUGUUUUUUGAAAGUUGCUUUUUUGUUAACAUGCGGAUUAAAAUAAAGCAAACGCUUUAAAGUGUAAA